UGUCGGGGCGUUCGCCGGGUCUUAUUUUCGCGUUUGCUCCUUUCCUCUCCGGGAGGCGCGAGCCGUUGGCGUCCGAGGCUCCUCCGAGACGCGCCCUGGGCGGAGGAAGACGCCGGCGGCCCCAGAGGCGCCUCCGAGGCCACGCCGGGGGCGGGAGCUGCGCGCCCAUUUUGGCGGAUGCUAAAAUAAGCAGGUGCAAGAUGGCGGGUGUUGGGGACGCAAGGGAGCGGGAGAGCGCCUCGCCCUCGCCCGUCCAGGCGCCCGAGAACCACGACGAGACGAAAGACAGGGCGGCCCUGGAGGAAGAGUUGCAAAACAUACAGAAUAUCAUCCAUCUGACGAAGGAGUACAUCGACGACCUCAACUCUCGCUUUGCCGGUUUCCAGCACCCCCCAUCUUUAUAUCUCACGGAGUACACAGAGCUAACUGGAAAGUUGCACAGAUUUGAGGCCAAGGAGCAAGAAAUACUAGAGCAGUUGACACUUGCAACUGGGCAGACUGCGCAGACUAAUGGCUGUCACGAAGACUUACCUGAGGGGCAGACGGCAGCCUCUGCCGAGGAGGUGGAGCCAGGCUAUCCCCCCAUGACACAAGCUUCCAGUAGUAAUGGUGUAUGUGAAGAAGUGGCACGUUCCACGCCACAGUCUCCCCUUCGAUCGGUUGUACGGGCGCAUUUGCCCAACCAGCAACGUACUACAGUACAAGUGCAGCCAGGACGUACUUUAAAAGAAGCAUUAGCAAAGGCUCUUAACUUCCGCAAACUUUCCCACGAUGUCUGCAUUGUGUACAGAAAAAACAAUCCUAAGGUGCGCAUGUCUUGGGACUCAGAUAUCGCAGCGUUAGAAGGAGAGGAAAUUGUUGUGGAGGUUCUAGAAAAGUUUCCUGUAACAACAUCCAUCUCCCACAAUUUUAAUAGAAGAACAUUCUUUUCUUUGGCAUUCUGUGAUAACUGUCGACGACUUCUAUUCCACGGGUUUGUAUGCCGUACAUGUGGCUAUCGCUUUCAUCAACGCUGCUCUGUUGGAGUUCCAACGCUGUGUCAGCAGGAUCAGCGUAUUACAAAUAAUAUCUACCAGCAUUUAUUAGCGUCGUAUCAAGAUAACCCAGCAGGAAUCCUGACCACAACAGUGUAUGGAGGUCCCCACGGAGCCCAGUCUUCGCUAUUAGGUCCCUAUGCCGGCCAUUAUCCUGGUGGCUAUGGCGGCCACUACAUGGACAGUUACAGGAAUCAGUAUCCUGGCCAAUAUUCCAGCGGCGGCAGCGAAGGGCAGGUCCCACCCCCCCUGCCCCGACCUGCCCCCGCCCCCCUGGCCCCGAGGGACCGGUCCUCCUCGGCUCCCAACGUGUGCAUCAAUCUGGUCAACCCUUCCAGCCAGUCAGAUGCCGGUGCCUCGUUGGCGGAGUUUGCACAAAGGAUUGGCAAGAAUUACAAUCCUACAAGUCCAGGGGUCCACUUCUUUGGGUCCUCAACGUUGUACCUCCAUGAUAGUGGGGGGGGGACUUGGAGCCCCCCCACACACAUGUCCCACAUCAUGAUGCCCUCCCCAGGGUAUACAGGAGGCGGGGGGAUCCUAGCCCCGCCUCCCUCGACCAGCCCCACCAGCAGCCCCACGCGCCCUGUCCAAGGCUCUCACUCUGCCCAGGCCUCCCCCACCAACACUCUCAAAACUGUGCGACCCAGAGCUAGAUCAGCUGAUGAAUCUGUUUCAGGCAAGAAGGUUAGUAACCAGUUAGUCAGACAGUCGUCAAAAGACACAGUGGAGGACUGGGAGAUACCAGUAGAUGAAAUCCUGAUUGGUCAUCGCAUCGGGUCUGGCUCAUUUGGGACUGUGUAUCGAGGUCACUGGCAUGGCCCGGUCGCAGUCAAAACAUUAAAUGUCCGUGAUCCGACACCAGCACAGUACUCAGCCUUCAAGAAUGAAGUUUCGGUACUCAAGAAAACAAGACACGUUAAUAUAUUGCUGUUUAUGGGGUGUGUGAAGACACAGCAACUGGCCAUUGUGACACAGUGGUGUGAAGGCUCUAGCCUUUACAAGCACCUUCAUGUACAGGAAAACAAAUUUGAACUUAUGAGAAUUAUAGACAUUGCCAGGCAAACGUCACAAGGCAUGGAUUACCUCCAUGCAAAGAAUAUUAUUCAUAGAGAUCUUAAAUCCAAUAAUAUAUUCUUGCAUGAUGAUUACACAGUCAAGAUUGGUGAUUUUGGUCUGGCUACAGUCAAGGUAAUUAUAUAGUACAUUUUUCAUUUUCUUUCGACAUAAAUUGUCAAGGUAAGGUAUUUAGUUCUGGUGGAAUGAGUGAGUGUCUUGCCAUUCACAGUGCAUGGUGGUGGCGUACAGACCGCAAGUGUGUUGUGAGUCUGUAGAGCCAGAAAUGUGAAUCUGGAAUCUGUAUCUGUAUCUUCUAGAAAAUAUGAUAUAUAUCAAAGUUUCUUGGAUUCAGGUACUAUAGUUACAGCAAUUGGGGCUGGAAUGGGUCCACCUUCCAUACAAGCCAUACACGCCUACCAACAGGAGCUGUUCCCUUUAGCUCUCCUCCGUCCCCAGUCUACUUUUCCUACCACCACUGCUGCUCUCCUCGUAGACACUGCAGCCACAACAUGAAAGGCAUUAAAAGUUAAAGAAAAAAAAAAAAGGUGGAAUGACUAAUAUACUUGAUGCUGUUUUUUCCUAUUUGUAUCUAUUCUAAUUGUUUGUAAAAAUGGCAGUAAUGUUGCAGGCUGGAGAAUAGGGAGAUGAGUACAUUGCUGUAAAUGAAUAUAUCCAUGAACCUUGUUUGAGAAGCUCCUAAGGAAUUCUGCCCUGGUAUUGAUUGAUACUCAAUUCAUUUUUCUCUUGUGCAUCUUUAUA
Penaeus monodon (black tiger shrimp) is the source of this 2849-nucleotide messenger RNA. RefSeq names its product raf homolog serine/threonine-protein kinase Raf-like. The transcript has 11 exons. Lineage: Eukaryota; Metazoa; Arthropoda; Malacostraca; Decapoda; Penaeidae. The record is from RefSeq and is a predicted model, not a curated record. The coding region runs from base 201 to 2234 and encodes 677 amino acids. Gene Ontology annotation, biological process: signal transduction; protein phosphorylation. Gene Ontology annotation, molecular function: protein kinase activity; ATP binding.